Branchiostoma floridae (Florida lancelet) is the source of this 1614-nucleotide messenger RNA. Its product is annotated as L-proline trans-4-hydroxylase-like. The transcript is spliced from 8 exons. NCBI's taxonomy places the organism in Eukaryota, Metazoa, Chordata, Leptocardii, Amphioxiformes, Branchiostomatidae. Bases 122 to 991 code for a protein of 289 amino acids. The record is from RefSeq and is a predicted model, not a curated record.
UACUCAGAUCCCGUCGAACUUUUGACCUUUAAAUUGCGCUGAAUCACUCCCACACAACAGUGAAGGCUGGGUCACAGACUGUUUUCACUGUUGUAGGUUCCGCAGAGAAGUAAAACGCGGCAUGGCGACGUGUGAGUACACAUACAAGGCUGGGGAGUUCGACGUUUCACCUCAGAUGAAGGAGGACUUUGCCCGGGACGGGUUUGUUAUUGUACGGAAUUUGCUGGACGCGGAAGAGGUGGAGAAGCUUCGCCAGACGGUAGGGGGCGCUGAUGGCGGGAUGUUGUCCAACGCCUUCGAGUCUAAGGACGACACCGGACGUCUGGUCAAGGUCUGCCUCUGGAAACAUCCAGGGAAUGACGUCACGGGCAUCAUCGCUCGCAGCAGGAAAGUGGCGGGGACGUUUGAAAAGCUGCUUGGAGGAGAGGUGUACCAGUACCAUGCUAAGGUUAACAUUAAGAAGCCGCAGGAAGGAGGGGCGUUUGUGUGGCACCAGGACUAUGGAUACUGGUAUAACAACGGCCUGCUGUUUCCAGACAUGGGAACAGUGUUCAUUGCCAUGGACGCAGCUGACAAGCAAAACGGGUGUCUUCAGGUGAUGCGGGGGUCACACCGUGCGGGCCGCAUCGAUCACAAACGUGUGGGGGGACAGACAGGAGCGGACCCUGACAGGGUGCAACAUCUGGAGAAGGUGCUAGAAGUGGUGCAUGCAGAAUUGGAAGCUGGCGAUGCCAUAUUUUUCCACUCUAACGUCUUGCACCGGAGCGACGCGAACAAGUCGGACCGGAUGAGAUGGGGAUAUCUGAUCGCGUACAACAGGGCCACGAACGACCCCGUGUACGAGCAUUACAACGCCUCCUACACGCCGCUUCACAUGGUUGAUGACUCGGAGAUCAAGAGGUGCACCAACAUGACGGACUUCUCCGGGAAAGGUUUCACCGACCCCGCCGACAACAAGAACAUCUCCGGUGUCAAAGUCAGAGGGCACUGAUGUACUACGGUGGCCGCGUUGAAACCUUGUAACCUUCUACUUCUGGGCCACAGUACAGAUGAGCUCAGUCUGUUGUUCGUUUCUCUGAAUAUAUGAACGUCAAAUUAAAGAAUUUUUUAGUUGAAUGCAGUUCAAAGUUAAAACUUAUCAUGUGCAAAUCUGUAUGAAAAUAAUGAUAAUUGUUUCAGACGGAAGGUUCGAAAGUUUAAUUGAUAUCUGUGGUAGAUACGAGACCUCUACAUUGUCUUUUCCUGGAUACCCAGAGCGCUAGUUGAUCAGAACAACAGAUGACAUCCAGUAUAUGCUUUGGUAGGAUGGACAACGAUGAGAUACGACGAUAAAAUAAUGAACAAUCUAUCAGUGUUUGUAGUAUGAUUUGCAAACGUUAAGUCAGAAAUGGAAUGAUUUUCUUCUCAUUCUAUCAUCGCGGAAAUACAAGAAGAACUAAGUUACGCGAAAACUGUAACAGGUACAAUGUAAGGCAAUAUGUACAUACAUGGGAGUUGACAUUUGUGCUAUUGCAGGAAUCUAACAACUAAUCUAAUCUAACAGUAUAACAUUAUACAUAUGACAUACAAGCUAAUACUUCAGAACAUUAUGUCAAUAAAGCAUUGUCUCGUUUU